Molecule: messenger RNA, 3171 nt
Organism: Hypomesus transpacificus
Lineage: Eukaryota; Metazoa; Chordata; Actinopteri; Osmeriformes; Osmeridae
Gene: ercc3
Product: excision repair cross-complementation group 3
Exons: 16
Coding region: 134-2527 (797 amino acids)
Biological process (GO): transcription initiation at RNA polymerase II promoter; nucleotide-excision repair
Cellular component (GO): transcription preinitiation complex; transcription factor TFIIH holo complex; nucleotide-excision repair factor 3 complex
Molecular function (GO): hydrolase activity; ATP binding; 3'-5' DNA helicase activity
Source: RefSeq, a predicted model, not a curated record
GUGCUGUAACAUUAGAAGAAGAAGAAGAGACGCAUCAAAUGAUAUAGUUAACUCACAAUGAGGUUUGCGAAGAUUGUGAUAACCUCUCAUAACACCAUCUGAAAGGGACAUUUAAGCCGUCCAAGCGAUUAUCAUGGGUAAAAAAGACAGAGGAGAUCGAGAGAAAAGGUCGAAGAAGCGUGUGUACGAGGAAGAGGAGGAUGAGGAAGAGGCGGCGGGCGGUGAGACUCAGGAGGCCAUACCUGCGGCCGCGGGGAAACAGGUUGAUGAGUCGACCAUCAAACUGGACGAGUACGGGGCCAAGGACUACCGUCUGCAGAUGCUGCUGAAGAAUGACAACUCUUCACGCCCCCUCUGGGUGGCUCCUGACGGGCACAUCUUCCUGGAGGCCUUCUCGCCCGUGUACAAGUACGCCCAGGACUUCCUGGUGGCCAUAGCAGAGCCAGUGUGUCGGCCCAUCCACGUCCACGAGUACAAGCUGACUGCCUACUCCCUGUACGCCGCCGUCAGCGUGGGCCUCCAGACCUCUGACAUCGUGGAGUACCUGCAGAAGCUGAGCAAGACCUCCGUGCCCGAGGGCAUCAUACAGUUCAUCAAACUCUGCACGGUGAGCUACGGAAAAGUCAAACUGGUGCUCAAACACAACAGGUACUUUGUGGAGAGUGCGUUCCCAGAGGUGAUCCAGCGUCUCCUGCAGGAUGGGGUGAUACGAGAGUGUCGUCUCCGCAACGCUGAAGGGGUCGACACAGAGCUCAUCACGGAAGUGCUUCGGAGCAAGUCUGCGAUCUCCAAGUCUGUCCAGGACAACGGUGAGGCGGCGUCCACCUCCCAGCCCCCCGAGGGGGCAGCCCCCCAGGUCCCUGAAGACAUCUUCAGCUACUACGAGCAGAUGGACAAGGAGGAGGAGGAGGAAGAGGAGACCCAGACCGUCUCCUUUGAGAUCCGCCAGGAGAUGAUUGAGGAGCUUCAGAAGCGCUGUAUCCAGCUGGAAUACCCCCUGCUGGCGGAGUACGACUUCCGGAACGACACGGUGAACCCCGACAUCAACAUGGAUCUGAAGCCCACAGCCGUGCUGCGCCCCUACCAGGAAAAGAGCCUGCGCAAGAUGUUCGGGAACGGACGCGCUCGCUCAGGGGUCAUCGUGCUACCCUGCGGUGCGGGGAAGUCCCUGGUGGGGGUGACGGCGGCAUGCACGGUACGGAAGCGCUGCCUGGUUCUGGGAAACUCAUCUGUAUCGGUGGAGCAGUGGAAGUCCCAGUUCAAGAUGUGGUCCACCAUUGACGACUCCCAGAUCUGUCGCUUCACCUCCGACGCCAAGGACAAGCCCAUCGGCUGCUCUGUAGCCAUCAGCACCUACUCCAUGCUGGGUCACACCACCAAGCGCUCCUGGGAGGCAGAGAGGGUCAUGGAGUGGAUGAGGAGCCAGGAGUGGGGCCUCAUUAUCCUGGAUGAAGUUCACACCAUCCCUGCCAAGAUGUUCCGGCGUGUUCUGACCAUCGUCCAGGCCCACUGCAAGCUGGGCCUUACAGCCACGCUGGUCAGGGAGGACGACAAGAUCGUGGACCUCAACUUCCUGAUCGGGCCCAAGCUGUUUGAGGCCAACUGGAUGGAGCUGCAGAACAACGGUUACAUCGCUAAGGUCCAGUGUGCAGAGGUGUGGUGUCCCAUGUCUCCAGAGUUCUACCGCGAGUAUGUGGCCAUCAAAACUAGGAAGCGCAUGCUGCUGUACACCAUGAACCCCAACAAGUUCCGCGCCUGCCAGUUCCUCAUCCGCUUCCACGAGCGCCGCAACGACAAGAUCAUGGUGUUCGCCGACAACGUGUUUGCCCUGAAGGAGUACGCAGUCCGUCUCAACAAACCCUACAUCUAUGGGCCGACAUCCCAGGGAGAGCGUAUGCAGAUCCUGCAGAACUUCAAACACAACCCAAAGAUCAACACAAUCUUCAUCUCCAAGGUGGGGGACACCUCCUUCGACCUCCCGGAGGCCAACGUCCUCAUCCAGAUCUCGUCCCACGGAGGCUCCCGGCGCCAGGAGGCCCAGAGGCUGGGCCGCGUCCUCAGAGCCAAGAAAGACUAUCUCUUUCUCUCUUCUCACACACACCCACACACCCUGGGUUCCUGUGUAGGGAUGGUGGCAGAGGAAUACAACGCCUACUUCUACUCUCUGGUCUCUCAGGACACCCAGGAAAUGGCCUACUCCACUAAGAGACAGAGGUUCCUAGUGGACCAGGGAUACAGCUUCAAGGUCAUAACCAAGAUGGCGGGCAUGGAGGAGGAUGACCUGAUGUUCUCCUCCAGAGAGGAACAGUACCAGCUGCUGCAGAAGGUUCUAGCUGCGUCCGAUCUGGACGCCGAGGAGGAGGUGGUGAUGGGGGAGCUGGGUGGAAGACCUCAGUUCUCCAGGCGAAGCGGCACGAUGGGCUCCAUGUCGGGGGCUGAUGAUGCCUUCUACAUGGAGUACAGCCGCAGCAGCCGGGCCUCGCUGGGCAAGAACAUCCACCCGCUCUUCAAACGCUUCCGCAAGUAGACGGCUCCGCAAGGGGCGUGGCUUCGCAGGGGGCGUGGCUCUGCAGGGGGCCGCAAGGAUGGCGAGCACGCUGGGAGAGGAACCUAACACGGAGCUGCUGCUGAUGGUGAUGAUGAUGAUGGUGGUGGAGGAGAGGUUGAUGGAUGAAGAUGUGAUGGAGGCCUGCAGUCUGUCUGUCCUCUGAGUGUACGUCCAGGAGGACAGGCGGUGGUGAAGGAUCCUCCCUGCGUCUGGCCCUGCUACCCUCAGUCCUCUCAGUGGAAAAGGGGCUGGGGCCGCCAUUUUAAUUACACCUGUUAUAAUCCGGCUUCAUAUGGAACUCCCCCCUCCCCCUGAUGGUGCAGACUUGGGUAACUGCCAAAGCAAAAUGCAUUUCGGGCCCAUCUUGCAGAUGGCUGGAAACCAGCCCGUCCAGUGCUACCUAAAUUUGAUUUGUUGAUCAGUUAUUUCAUGCUGUGUUCAUGUAUUAUGUUUCAUCACCCAGAAACUGUUUUUGUUAUAAAUUUAACAAUAUAAAAAUAUUCUCAGUUACUUUUUACAGUAAAAAAAAAGUUGUUUAUAGUCGGUGUCUUGAAAGGGCUGGCAAUCUCUGUUUUUUCUGGACCCCAAAUUGAAAAUUGUUAAUAAAACAGAAAAAAAUCAUA